AUGGAUUGCUCUUCCAGACCAGCCAGUAGUCCUUCCCUCCAGACCGACAGGUCCUCCGCCGAGGGUCUUGAUUCCCUCCGCAAACGUUCCGCCACCAGUUUCGAGAGGAGAAAUGUUGAUCGGCCCAAGGCUGAUCCACGCUUCUACUCGGGAAGGAACCCAGUCCCGAGGAUUGACUCUCUGUGGGACAUUUAUCCGCAUCGGCAGGCCAGUCCGGACAAUCAGCUGGAGGAGGAGAGGAGGAGAAGGAUAGAGGAGCAUUCUAUCCUGGUUUCCGAUCCGAUUACCGGGGAAGAGUGAGUUUGUUUCCUCCACGUUCACUUUCUACGGGCUUGGCUUGGCUGAUCCGGGGGUGAGUUUGGUGCCGGUAGCAUCAAAAUCUGUGAUGCUAAAUAUGCUCCUCCGAUCGAAAUUCCACGAACAGCCCCGGAUGCCUACCCGCCAACGUUAUGGUCCCAAUUUAUGGAAGAGGUGGCCCCCGUCAUUCCCUUACCGCUCCGCCGCACUCUUGCUGACCUUUGCAGUUCCGGAGCUUCACGGUAAAGUAUAUGGCCUUCAUAGCAUCGGUGUUUGUCCUUCUCAAUGGUGUGCUUCGCCUGCCGUAUUCGGUAUCCAUCUUCAUCGCUAUCGGAAGUGCUGUGUCGUGGUGGCGGCGCGUAGAGGGCCUAUGGGCGGACGUGGUGUUUUAUGAACAAUCCGAUCGCGGGAAUCAGGUUUGCUACCCGCACUGCCUUGUGGUGGAUUUUGGCUGACUGGUUUGACUAGAGGAUGAACUCUCCCGGCCUGGAGGGAAGCGAAACGGUGGAAUGGCUCAAUGGUACCAUCUCGAAGCUGUGGCCACAAAUCAAUGCGGACCUCUUCUCUACUGUUGUCGACCUGAUCGAGGAUGUUAUGCAAGCGUCGUUGCCUCCUGUGGUAAACCAAGUGAAGAUCACGAGUGUUGGCCAGGGCGCCACACCAAUUCGUAUCCUAUCUAUGAGAUGGCUCAAUGAGGGUGGUGCAGGGGGCGCAAAUGAGAGAUUGGGCGAGCAGGAAGAGGUCGGUGAAUGGGCCUCCUUGGAAGUUGCUUUUGCCUACAGAGCGAGUCCGAGUAGUAGCGACGCGGCAAGCAAGGCAAAGAACGCAAGUUUAUUGAUCCACCUCACGUUGGGAGUGAAGGGGGUUUUGGGAACACCUAUUCGUGAGUUCCUUUUUUCCGCAUCUUUGCAUUCACGAAUUCGGCUAACGAGAUCCAUCAGCCGUAUGGGUUGAGCUUCGUGGUUGCACCGGGACGUGUGAGGCUCGCCUUGAUUCUGAAUCCUGCUCAUUAUUGCUUUUUCGCUCAUUCUUUCUAGGUCGCCUGAAACUGCAAACUAUCCCUGACCCUCCCUUCAUAAAACUCGCAACCUUUACCCUCCUCGGGAUGCCAAAGAUCGAGAUAGCUGCCGUCCCGCUGAAUCAGCGAUUUCUCAAUGUCAUGAACCUUCCGCUUAUCAGUGACUUUAUGAAUUCUGCCAUCCGCGCCGCCGCUAAAUCAUACGUUGCGCCGUCGAAUUACACCUUUGAUGUUUCCAAGAUCCUUACCGGGGAUGACAUCAAGAAGGACACCAACGCUAUCGGAGUGCUCGUAGUGCAUAUACACUCGGCCGAAGCUGUAAAGGCAGCUGAUCUGAACGGCAAGAGCGACUGCUAUGUAACAUUGAGCUACUCAAAAUUUGCGAAGCCCCUUUGGUCUACAAGGAUAAUCUUUGGUGAUUUGAGUCCUGUAUGGGACGAAACUGCAGUGGUGCUGGUUAACGCCGAUGAGGUGAAGGCGAAUGAGAUGUUGAGUGUGGAGCUAUGGGAUUCGGAUAGGUUUACAGCGGAUGAUAUGGUCGGUAGAACGGAUGUUGAUGUCACGGAUUUGGUGAGGAAUCGGGGAAAGGUUUACGAGAGAAGGGAUAGUUUGCGGGGGUUUGAGAGGGGGCGAACAGUGCCGGGCCAUUUAAUCUGGUCGGUGGCAUUUCAUGGGAAAGCCGAGUUGAGCGGAAACACUGGCACUGAUGGCACUGAUGAGAGGCUGCCGGAUGAUAUGAAGGUGAGUUGCCCCAAGCCUGUUCACCCGGUUAAUGGUUGAUUAAUGGAAGCGAAGAGCCAUCCCGACUUCAGUUCAUCCCCCGACAGUAAACCUAUGGCUAGGGAUUGUCGUGCAACCCAUGUUCCGCCAGCGCCGUUUCUCCCUUCAGGCAUUCUUUCCGUCCAGAUCCAUAACAUUGUCGCCCUCGAAAGCCACACAGUUAGCGGCACAAAGUCCCAUUCCAACCCUCACCUCCGGAAGGAGCAAACCCAGGCGGUUGAGGAGGAGGAAUCCUCCAAUCUUCCGUCGGCGUACUGUUCAAUCAUUCUUGAUUACCAGAAGAUUUACAAGACCCGCGUGAAGCCGAUGACUAGCAAGCCGUUUUUCAACGCCGGUACCGAAAGGUUUGUCAGAGACUAUAGGGAAAGCACUGUGCUGGUUGUUGUUGAAGAUUCGAGGAAUAGGGAGAGCGAUCCCAUAUUGGGAGCGGUGGAAUUGAAGUUGGAUAAGGUAUUUCAGAAUUCGAGUGUCAUCUCGAGAUAUUAUCCUAUCCAGGGAGGCGUGGGCUACGGAAAGAUUAGGAUAUCAUUGCUCUUCCGCUCGAUCGAUAUCUCGCUACCGAAACAGAUGUUGGGAGCAGACAUUGGUUCGGUGGAGGUUGUAUCACGGUUCAUUUCUGCGCAGGAUAUCACUGACGGGCAAGUUGCGGGUGCUGGAUGUCUUACGUUUCGAACAUCGCUCAGUAAGAGAGACGCGCACCAAGCUGUUGCGAUUUCCGCCACUCCUGGAUGGUCCCUGGAGGAUAAACGCUUUCGUCUGUCUGUUCGACAUCGGUAUUCCGUGCCAUGCAUACUUUACUUUAUUAGGGAUUCUGUAGUCCGGCGCGGUAAAUGUCUUGCAGUCGCUCUGCUUUGGUUGAAGGAUAUUCCGGAUGACGAGGAGACUACAGUUCGGUUAGGCGUUUACCAGCCAGAGGACAUUGACCGCUUCGUCCAGAAUUGUGGAAGCGCACUGGGUGCCGGGAGAUGUGUUGGAAGCGUGGUAUUAACCGUCCGGUUCCGAAGAGGCCUUACACCAGCGCAUCGAAAGCUCGAUGGAAUGGACGACAUAUGUCGUGCAGUGAAGUGCGUCGGCCACCACCACGUUCACGAUGAUGCAUCGUCGGCAAGCAGCGGUAGCUCCGGUAACAGCAGUGGAGAGGACACAGGCAGCGGUGAAGAAGCGAGUGAAGGGAGGAAUACGAUAGGAGGCAUCAAACGAAGGCUAAGCCGUAAGAAGGAAUCGAUCGGAGAAUUGCACAGACGGGAGAGGGGUGCCAUGCAGUGGAAGGGGGCCCGAACGUUAGCAUGGGUUGGGAGGGGCGUGGUAGGGAAAGGGAGGGACUUAAAGGGUAAAUUCGCGAUGGAGCCCAGAAGACCAGGUGUAGAAACUGAGGUUUCGUGA
Molecule: messenger RNA, 3478 nt
Organism: Tuber aestivum (summer truffle)
Lineage: Eukaryota; Fungi; Ascomycota; Pezizomycetes; Pezizales; Tuberaceae
Source: the annotation of a GenBank genome assembly